GAUUUCUUUUCUUUUGGUAAGAGAUUGUGAUGGUUCACAAAAGUGUUAGGUACUUUGGUUAUCAAUGAUGUUGUUCUGCUGUAUUUAUCAUGACCGUGAGGUGUUGUUAGUACAUAUCAGAGUGAUUUUCCUUUUCUCUUUUUUGUUGUUGUGGGUGUUGUAGUAUCUUUUGAGCUUUUGUUUUUGUCUUGUAGUUUGGUUUAGACAAUUGUGUGACUAUAUAUACUUCCUUUUUAUAAGAUUAGGUUGAUUUGGUUCGGCCACUGACCUUCUGAGUAGUUGUUGUGCGGGGACGCGAGUUCAUACUGUGUAUUUUUCUCAUCCUUCUAAUAAAAUCGCACGAGAAAUCGCUCAUUGGAGUGAUCGGUUAAGUAAAUUCAGAAAUGAGAAGGUCCUGCGGAGAGUAUGAUGGUGCGACGAGAUUUGCAACUUGAAUCUAGCAAAUUGUGCAUGAUCAAUGUCCAGUGUAACUCUUAAUUCUUUACCGAUAUCAUCCUUAUUUCCCUUCUUAUAUUUCAUGAUAAGAGAUUUGAACAUCGCAGAAAGAGAAGAAGAUAUUGGAUUCUAUGCCGGUUUUGUCGGCGCUGCAUUCAUGCUUGGAAGAGCAAUUACUUCUGUUUUCUGGGGCAUUGUGGCCGAUCGACACGGGAGAAAACCCAUCAUAGUGAUCGGCAUUUUCUCAGUGAUAGUUUUUAACACUCUAUUUGGAUUAAGUGUCAAUUACUGGAUGGCAAUUAUCACAAGAUUUCUCCUGGGAGCUUUAAAUGGAUUACUUGGCCCGGUAAAGGCGUAUGCAUCAGAACUGUGUCGACCGGAACAUCAAGCUCUUGGAAUGUCACUUGUUAGCACAGCAUGGGGAAUAGGUCUUAUAGUUGGACCCGCGAUUGGAGGCUACUUUGCGCAGCCUGCAGAAAAAUAUCCAGAAAUAUUUUCACCGAACUCCGUUUGGGGAAGGUUCCCGUACUUCUUACCGUGCCUCUGCAUAUCCUUCUUCGCUGUCUGCGUAUUUAUAAGUUGCUUAUGGCUCCCGGAGACAUUACACAUGCAUCAUAAUGGAAAGGGUGCGGAAAAUGAAACAAUCGAAGCUUUGGAGGCUCAACCGUUCGUCUCCGAUUCAAAACAAGAUGCCACUGAAAGUGAAGCUCCGAAGGAGAACUUAUUUAAGAAUUGGCCAUUGAUGUCGGCUAUCAUAGCCUACUGUAUUUUCUCCCUUCAUGAUAUGGCUUAUACUGAGAUAUUCUCCUUAUGGGCUGUGAGCGGCAAAAGUUACGGUGGAUUGAGUUUUUCGUCGCAAGAUGUCGGUCAGGUUCUUGCAAUCUCAGGUUUUAGUCUUCUCGUAUAUCAACUCUUCGUUUAUCCUCGCAUCGAGAAAAUCCUCGGACCGAUCUAUUCAUGCCGUCUCUCAGCGGUUAUAUCAAUCCCGUUGCUCGCCGCUUAUCCCUUUCUGACAAAUUUGUCAGGAAUUAAACUUACGAUUAUCACUAAUUGUGCAUCUCUGAUGAAGAACAUUCUCUCGGUGACUAUCAUCACUGGAUUGUUCAUUCUCCAAAACAAUGCUGUGCCUCAGAACCAACGAGGAGCCGCGAACGGCAUAUCGAUGACUGCGAUGUCCCUUUUCAAAGCAGUUGCCCCGGCUGGAGGAGGUGCCAUAUUCUCGUGGGCGCAAAAACGCCAGCAUGCUUCCUUUUUGCCCGGUGAUCAGAUGGUGUUCUUUAUUUUGAAUCUUUUCGAGUUCAUCGGAUUCGUCCUUACCUUCAAACCCUUUCUUAUCGUACCUGGUAAGUGAGGUACAACAUAAAGCUAUGUAUUCAUCUCCUGGGUCUUCAUCGGAGGUGUAAAGAACUGAGUCGAUCGAUCGAAUCCUGAAAGCAAUGAAGGCCCUGCCCGUAUCUCUUCAUCAUUCUUUUCCCAAUAAAAAUGUUCUUGAGCUUCGAGGAGUUCGUGCUUGCAAUUUGAGGAAACAAGUAUGAUGGUACUGUCGGUGAAAAAUACGACAAGUCGAGAUUGUCGACGUACUCAAUCAAGAAAAUGUAGUUGAUUAGUGUAUCAAUUGUAAGAUUAUUAGGUGCAAAAUUCAUUGAUCAGUUGCUUGAUCUAUAAGCAGGAGAAUAUUUGUAUUCAUGUGUAGCAAAAUGUUCUGCAUUGGUGUAUUGUUGGAUCCUAUUGAUUAGUUCCAUUUAUGUACUAGUGAUCAUCUUCAGAAGAGCUGUUGCUUUGGAGCUUUUCUUGUG
Ananas comosus (pineapple) is the source of this 2231-nucleotide messenger RNA. RefSeq names its product probable peptide/nitrate transporter At3g43790. Gene Ontology annotation, biological process: transmembrane transport. The record is from RefSeq and is a predicted model, not a curated record. NCBI's taxonomy places the organism in Eukaryota, Viridiplantae, Streptophyta, Magnoliopsida, Poales, Bromeliaceae. Gene Ontology annotation, molecular function: transmembrane transporter activity. Bases 458 to 1786 code for a protein of 442 amino acids. The transcript is spliced from 17 exons.